This is a messenger RNA of Lycium barbarum (goji berry), 441 nucleotides long. RefSeq lists its product as uncharacterized. The record is from RefSeq and is a predicted model, not a curated record. The coding region runs from base 1 to 441 and encodes 146 amino acids. NCBI's taxonomy places the organism in Eukaryota, Viridiplantae, Streptophyta, Magnoliopsida, Solanales, Solanaceae. The transcript has a single exon.
AUGUGGCGGCGUAGAUACUUAGAAUUUCAAGUUGAUGAUUGGGUUUUCUUAGAGGUUUCACCUAUGAAAAGUGUGAUAAGAUUUGGAAAGAAAUGGAAACUUAGUCCCAGAUAUAUUGGACCAUACAAAAUACUACGAAGGACUGGUCAAGUGGAUUAUGAGCUUGCAUUGCCACAAGAAUUGGUUAUUGUACACCUAGUGUUUCAUGUAUUCAUGUUGACAAAGUGUGUGAGAUACCCGUCGUUCGUUGUUCCUACUGACACUAUAAUGGUUAAAGAUGGCCUAACCUAUAAGGAGACCCCUAUAGCUAUUCUUGAUCGUCAAGUUCGCAAGUUGAGAAUAAGGAAAUAUCCUCAGCAAAAGUGCUAUGGAGGAGUCAGAAAGUCGAAGAGGCAAUAUGGGAAGUCGAAAAGGCAAUAUGGGAAGCCGAAGAAGACAUGA